AUGACAAUGACUAAUUCGAUCGAAGAAUUAUCUACGGAUGAUACUGCCGAAACUAUAACAACAACAAUAGGAACAACACCUAUGACAGAGACCAGUAUAACCGCUAUGACGGAGACCAGUAUAAAAGAAUUUUCUACGGAUGAGAUUGAUAAUAGUUUUUCGUUGAUGACGACAACAGAAGAAACAACAACAAGAACAUUAUCAAACAUAGAUACGAGAACUACUACCAUGAUUCCACCAAACUUACUAGAAAAUCCUGGUGGAGAAUUAGGAACUCUUGCUGGUUGGACUCAGACUGGUUCUUCAUCUGUCAUCCUUGAUUCAGGCGGCGUACUCAAUAGUGGUUAUAAUCCACAUUCUGGUUCUUAUUGCUUUGCCGGCGGGCGUGGACCCGGUACACCAUCAAAACUGACUCAAAAUGUUAAACUUCUGGGUGGUGUUCAAGGUUUUACGGAAAUUCAAUUAGCUUCACGCCUUCUUAGAGCCUAUGUGUCAUUUUACUAUCAAACUUGGGAUACUUUCUUUAUGCCUCAUGAUGACGUUGAAGUCAGUUUGACAUUUCGAUCGUCUUUUUCUGCAGUAUUAAGCACUGUCAGUUCAAGAGCACUUGCUUGUAAGUCAUCAAAUCCAGGAUGGUGUACUUACACAAAUGCUUUUCCAUUACCAGUGGGUACGCGAAGUAUUGAUUAUACAAUGAUGUUUAUUCGAAGGGGCACAAUAAUAGGAAACAAUAUCGAUUCUUACAUUGAUGACAAUUCAUUGAGAGUUUUUUAA
Molecule: messenger RNA, 774 nt
Organism: Didymodactylos carnosus
Lineage: Eukaryota; Metazoa; Rotifera; Eurotatoria; Philodinida; Philodinidae
Source: the annotation of a GenBank genome assembly